Messenger RNA from Sesamum indicum (sesame), 760 nucleotides. Its product is annotated as RmlC-like cupins superfamily protein. Lineage: Eukaryota; Viridiplantae; Streptophyta; Magnoliopsida; Lamiales; Pedaliaceae. The record is from RefSeq and is a predicted model, not a curated record.
CAAAACCAAUUGCAUAUAUAUAUAUAUAUAUAUAUAUACUCAUCUUCCCUCUCUGAUCAUCAAUACAAUACAAUACCUAUCUAAAAUUGACCGAACACAGCUCCAAUUCCUUCUUCCCUCAUCAAACAAGAGAACCCUACAACCAUGGCCGCACCAGACUCCUCAAAUACCCUCAAAAUUACAGUCCAAAGCAACCCUUCUCAGUCCCAACUCUCUCAACUUGGCAUCAAGUCUUGGCCCAAAUGGGGUUGCUCUCCGGGGAAGUACGAGCUGAAAUUUGAUGCGCAGGAGACGUGUUAUUUAGUGCGUGGGAGGGUGAAAGUUUACCCCAAGAACCCGCAAGGUGAAGUGGUGGAAUUCGGAGCUGGAGAUCUUGUGGUUUUCCCAAAGGGUUUAAGCUGCACUUGGGAUGUCUCCGUCGCUGUUGACAAGCACUACAAGUUUGAUGCUUCUUCUUCUUCAUCAUCAUAGUUUCUUUCAACAUUAAUAUGUAAUUAUUAGUAUUAUUAAUUCUUUAUUUAAAAAAAAACAAAAAAAAUUAUGGCCCUCGAUUGGAUUUUUUAUUCCAAAUUCUAUUAUAUUUUCUACUCCGUUAUUUAAUUCGUACGUCCUUUCAGUGCAAAUCGUAUUUCAUCUCCUACCCCGUUCAUUUAAAACACAUCACGUGUAUAAAUAUUUAUUUAGAGAAAAAAUUUAUACAUGUAGGGUGUGCAUGUUCAAUGAGUACAAAAAUUAUAUCAUGUUUUUUUUAAGGAAAAAA